Messenger RNA from Erythranthe guttata (spotted monkey flower), 1549 nucleotides. Its product is annotated as delta(12)-acyl-lipid-desaturase. Lineage: Eukaryota; Viridiplantae; Streptophyta; Magnoliopsida; Lamiales; Phrymaceae. Gene Ontology annotation, biological process: lipid metabolic process. Gene Ontology annotation, molecular function: oxidoreductase activity, acting on paired donors, with oxidation of a pair of donors resulting in the reduction of molecular oxygen to two molecules of water. The record is from RefSeq and is a predicted model, not a curated record.
AACAAACCAGAACCAUAAAAAAAAAUUAUUUAAUUAAUAUUUAAAAACAAUCUCAUCUUUGGGUUAAAAAAAAAAAGAGAGAGAGAAGUUUCAGGUGGUAGGUAGGUAGAAGCUAGGGGUGGUCCGAAAAAAUGGGAGCCGGGGGCCGAAUGUCUUCUCCGACAACCAAAGGUGGUGGCGGCGGCAAAACCGCCACCCCACUGCAAAGGGUCCCCCACGCGAAGCCUCCGUUCACACUAGGCGAAAUCAAGAAGGCCAUUCCACCCCACUGCUUCAACCGCUCCCUCCUCCGCUCCUUCUCGUACGUCGUCUACGACCUCACCAUCGCCGCCGUCCUCUACUACAUUGCCACCUCCUACAUCCCCCUCCUCCCCUCCACCUACCGCCUCCUCGCGUGGGCCGCCUACUGGACCCUCCAAGGUUGUGUAUGCACCGGCGUCUGGGUGGUGGCACACGAGUGCGGCCACCACGCCUUCAGCGACCACCAGUGGGUGGACGACGCCGUGGGCCUCGUCCUCCACUCCGCCCUCCUGGUGCCGUACUUCUCCUGGAAGUACAGCCACAGGAGGCACCACUCCAACACUGGGUCCCUUGAACGAGACGAGGUCUUCGUCCCGAAGCAAAAAUUCCAAAUCCCGUGGUACUCAAAGUACUUAAACAACCCUCCGGGACGGUUCAUGACCUUAUUCGUAACCCUAACCCUAGGUUGGCCGCUCUACCUUGCCUUCAACGUAUCGGGCCGACCCUACGACCGCUUCGCCUGCCACUUCGACCCGUACGGCCCGAUCUACAACAACCGCGAGCGCCUCCAAAUCUUCGUAUCCGACGUCGGCGUUUUGGCCGUUUUGUGCCUGCUCUAUAAGGUCGCAAUGGCGAAGGGGUUGGCUUGGAUCGUGUGCGUCUACGGCGUACCGUUGCUUAUCGUGAACGGGUUUCUAGUCUUGAUCACUUUCUUGCAGCACACGCACCCCUCGCUGCCCCACUACGACUCGUCGGAGUGGGACUGGCUGAGGGGGGCGUUGGCCACCGUUGACCGGGAUUACGGUGUUUUGAACAAGGUGUUCCAUAAUAUAACGGACACGCACGUGGCCCACCACCUCUUCUCUACGAUGCCGCAUUACCAUGCGAUGGAGGCAACUAAGGCAAUCAAGCCAAUAUUAGGCAAGUACUAUCAAUUCGACGGAACCCCGUUUUACAAGGCGAUGUGGAGGGAGGCGAAGGAGUGUUUGUACGUGGACCCGGACGAGAGCUCUCAGGAGAAGGGCGUUUAUUGGUACAAGAACAAGUUCUGAGAGAUGGAUCAUAAUAAAGUGUUUGGUUUAGUACCGUGUUAGAGUCGUGGUUUUAGUGACAAAAAAAAUUUAUGUCGGAUGUUGUUUUUUUCUUGUGAUGAAAAUGCGUCCCGGAGUUUUGUCUGCGUGUAUUGAACUCGUCUUUUUAGUUUCGUGUCUGUUUGGGGGUCUUUAUGUAUGUUAUGUCGUGUAAUGUCGUCGGUUUCAGCUAUGGUUAUGGCUUGAAAUCUUCUGUUAUAAAAUUUUCGUUUGGUUGA